CACAGCUGCGCGUGCAGACUGCCUGAACCAUCUGAAGGUUCAGAAGUUUACCAAAUCUUUCAGCUUGCCUGCAAAUUAGCUGGAUGCCUGCGCUUGUCAGUAGGUGAAGCACAAUAAGGAUCCCGUUGUAAGAUAUCUUAAAUAAUUAAGUGAACAGAGAAGAAAGAUAAAACACUCAAUUAUUUUACACAGGAGACCGUGAAUCGUGUUGUUUAUGUGAGAGUUACACAUCACUGCCGCUUUAAAUGUGCGCACCGCUGGUGCCAGACAAGCGUUUCCAGUCUGCGCUGGUGAUGCGAUGCCCCGCAACCACAGCGGCGAUGAGGGCGGUACUGGUCUCUGGAUGAAGACUUCUCAGCACUAUGGAAUGAAAGAUGUCGAAGCCGGUCGUGGGACGAUGAACAACGCGACCAGGACGGUUGACAGUCUGCUGUCGUCGCCCGGCACAACAGGUGCAGGAGGGUCGGAGAACCUGAGGAGAAAGCAGGGUGCCCGGCUGAGCUUGCUCGGGAAACCACUCACCUACAGCGCGCAGAGCGGCCGGAGAAACGCGCGCUACAGGAAGCUCCAGAACUGCCUCUACAAUGUCCUGGAGCGACCACGCGCCUGGGCAUUCGUUUACCAUGCUUUCGUGUUCACCUUGGUGUUUGGCUGUCUGGUUCUGUCUGUGUUCUCCACCAUCCCUACUCAUAUGGAGCUCUCCAAUCACUGUCUCUUCAUACUGGAGUUUGUGAUGAUUGUUGUGUUUGGUCUGGAGUACAUCAUUCGCAUCUGGUCAGCUGGAUGCUGCUGUCGCUACAGGGGAUGGCAAGGUCGAAUGCGCUUCGCUAGAAAACCUUUCUGUGUCAUCGACAUUAUUGUACUUAUUGCAUCCAUCGCUGUGGUUUCAGCUGGUAGCCAGGGCAAUAUCUUCGCCACAUCUGCACUUCGCAGUCUUCGUUUUUUACAGAUCCUGCGCAUGGUGCGUAUGGACAGGCGAGGCGGUACCUGGAAACUGCUGGGAUCUGUAGUCUAUGCUCACAGCAAGGAGCUUGUGACCGCCUGGUACAUUGGCUUCCUGGUGCUGAUCUUCUCUUCAUUCCUAGUCUACUUGGUGGAGAAAGAAUUUAACACACAGUUCGCCACGUAUGCCGAUGCUCUUUGGUGGGGUACGAUCACCCUCACCACCAUUGGAUAUGGGGAUAAAACUCCUCAGACCUGGACGGGGCGACUUCUCUCUGCAGGCUUUGCUUUGCUGGGCAUCUCCUUUUUUGCUUUGCCUGCUGGUAUUCUUGGCUCUGGCUUUGCACUGAAGGUCCAAGAGCAGCAUAGACAGAAGCACUUUGAGAAGAGGAGAAACCCAGCAGCCAGUCUGAUACAGUGUGUUUGGCGUAGCUAUGCGGCUGAUGAAAACUCGGUUUCCAUUGCUACCUGGAAGCCUCAUUUGAAGGCGCUGCAUACCUGCAGCCCUACAAAGAAAGACCAGGGAGAGACCAUCAGCAGCCAAAAGCGGAGUUUUCGGGAGCGUGUGCGCAUGGCCAGUCCUCGUGGUCAGAGCAUGAAGAGCAGGCAGAUGUCAGUGAAUGACAGGCGCUCUCCUGGCACAGAGGUGGGAGUGGAGGGCAGCAGCCCUGCCAAAGUCCAGAAGAGCUGGAGCUUCAAUGAUCGAACUCGCUUCCGCCCAUCGCUCAGACUUAAGAGCCAAUCGCGUUCCACAACUGAAGCUGACACCAAUCUUGGACCUGAUGAUGCUUUUGAUGAGAAGGGGUGCCACUGUGAUGUGACCGUGGAAGAUCUGUCUGCUCCUCUAAAAGCAGUCAUCAGGGCCAUCAGGAUUAUGAAAUUCCAUGUGGCAAAGAAGAAAUUUAAGGAGACAUUACGACCGUACGAUGUGAAGGAUGUGAUUGAGCAAUACUCUGCUGGUCACCUAGAUAUGUUGUGUCGUAUCAAGAGUCUCCAGACUAGGUUGGACACCAUUGUGGGUCCACAGAUCCUGAGCAGCAAAGCAAAGACAUUUUCCUCUCCCUCCCUGCACUUGUAUUACAGCCAGGCCAAGAGGAAACACUCUGCCCCAGGACUCGCCACACCCCUGCGUCCACAUCAGACACUCGGCACCAAAGCCAGGAACCUUUCCUCUCCCUCUCUACACUUGUAUUACAGCCAAAGCAAGAAGAAGCACUCUGGGUCAGAGGCCUGUAGAAGGGUGGAUCAGAUACUGGGAAAGGGCCAGAUAUCUGUAGACAGGAAAGGCAGAGAGAAAAUCCUCCUAGAAGGGGAGUCCCUGGAACAUGACAUGAGUAUGCUCGGCCGUGUCUGUAAAGUAGAGAGACAAGUCCAGUCUAUUGACUCCAAGCUUGACUCAUUGCUGGAUAUCUAUCGUCAGGUUCUGCAGAAGGGUCCCUCUUCAAUGCUUGGUCUAUCUGCCUUGCCUCUGUUCGAGCUGGAUCAGACAUCUGACUACCAAAGCUCCAUCCAUAGCAAGGAUCUGUCCUCCUCCUCACAGCUUACUAGUGGAGUGUCUCGCUCUGGCAGCAGUAACCUUCAGCAUGGCCUGCAUCUUGCCCUAGCCCCCAGUGAACUCAACCUGGGUACUGGUUACCCACAUUCGGCCUCAUUCCCACCCUCCCCCCUACUCAACAAUCAACCUUCCAGCCCAGACAGUUCAUACCCAGCUUCUCCUCCUCCCAUCAUCACCCCCAACAACCUCUCUAGAAGUCACCAGCGAUUCACUGAGCUGACUAGACCUGUACCGACAGUCCAUUCAACCACUACUCUUCAGCUCCCGCCUAUGGUACUGCCGCCUCAGGGCCGGCCUAUUGGCCUUAUCCCAGAAACAUUACAGGAGAGCAGGGCAGAGUGUCCAAGCACUUGCCUUUUGGAUACUCAAACUGAGGUCCAGUUAGACAGAGAGGCUGAGAGAAUUGAAAGAACGGUACAGCUUAGGAAUAAACCAGAGCACAGCCCCAAGGAGGAGGGGUCUUGGAGAAGACACCUAAGCCUUGAUAUUGACCCUUUGAGGCUGAUAGACUCCGCAACAUCUGCUUCGCUGCAGGUUGAAUGUGGGCUUGGGAAGUCUCUCUCUGCUCAGAACCUUAUGCUACCGGCUGCUGCGGACUGCCAUCCCAGCCUAUCCGCUCGGAAUAGCGGCAGCAGAAACAACGAGUCUAGUGACCAGGAGCCACUGGCUGACUGGUGCGAUACAGAGCUGUUCAUCAAUGAUAAAGAGCUGGAUGCCACAGAGGGUGACCACUACCUCCUAAAUCACCAACAAAGCACAGAUACAACCUUCUCUUCUGAGCUGCUAUGGACAGGAGCCAGAGGGCUAUCUUCCAGCCAGGCUGGACCAAGGGAUAGCUCGGAGUCCCAUACCUUGCCUCACGUUUGCCUAGAAUAACCACGGUACACAUGGACCUUGCUGGGGUGAGUGGACACAAUGUCCCCUAUGUGCUUUUUUUUCCCCCCCAUAGAAAACGGAGAGUCUAAUGCACCCUACGUCUUUUCUAGUUCUAAAAAAGACAUAAGUUCAUAACUGUAUUUUCAUACGUACAUAUCAGUGCAUGGUUAAUUUGUCCAAAAAAAAGUAGGAAACUGAUGGGAAGGAAGCAUUGAAAGAAUUAAAGUGAUAAUUCACACAAAAUGAAAACCCUGUCGUCAUUUACUCACCCUUAUGUUGUUCUAAACCCAUAUGAUUUCUUCUGUGGAACACAAAAUAUGUUAGACACAAUGCUAGUAACUUUCAUAGAAUCUUUUGUCCAUACAAUGAAAGCAAAUGGUGGACGUUCUGUCUAACGUCUCUUCCUCUGAGAACAGAAAAGGCAUAUGGGUUUGGAAUGACAUGAGAGUGAGUAAAUGGUGACAGACUUCUCAUUUUUGAACCUUAAAUGGUACUGAAUGAGCAUUUCUUUCAGCCUUGCAUGGGAACGGCAUGUUUAAAAUGCAACAGCAAAUAGGAUUGUUUUUGCAUAUGCACCUAUAUUAAUAAGCACUUGCCUAGCAUUAGGAUUCAUUUCUUACUUCCUUCUGAAUGUUUUGCCGUCCACUCAUUUGCAUGUGUUAAGAAUUACAGCAGGAAUAGCAAAAAACAAACAAACAGAUGGUCUAUGGCCGUGAUACUAUGCAAACCUCAGCACGGUUUGCUAUGGACAUCAGAUAAAGGAACCCAUACCAAAUACAUCUUCACACUGUAGCCUACACAGAGAUGUGUUUUCUUUAUUUAAAUGUACGUUUUAAUACCUCAGAGUUUUAGCAUAUGAAGAAAGCCGAAUGCUAUUGAGGAAUGGUGUAGUGUAUUGUCAAUGGAAGGAGAAAUGUGGUAUUUGAGACAAUAGGUUUGGUUUUUCUAAUUUCAGAGUCCACCUGUGGACAUUUGGCUGCUAAAAUGUAAAAAAUGAGGAAGAAAACCUUUAUCAUGACAAUAAUUCAACAGUUGCAAUAUCAUAAUUAUCUAUUUGUAUAUGUAUUUUAAUUACUUCAUAACCUGCAUCCAUUUAAUGAAAAAUUAUUUGCCUGUCAAGUUGAAAUUCACGCAGAUGUGUUUUGAUUGGAAUUGCAGCAAUAUUUAGUUUCUGUUGUAUUUUUUGAGAGCUUUUAAAUUCUGUAGCAAGCAGGCGUCUUAUACCUGAACCUCAGCUUUGAAACUUUUGUUCUAAAUUUUUUAUUCCAUGCUUCUGAAUGGUACAAUAAGUGCUUUAACGAAAAUAUUUGUAAUUUUAACUGAGAAUGUAACUUGUAUAUCAUUAUGUGUAUGUAGAAAAAUAACCAUGAUUAGCUGUGUUCAUUUUUUGUCUUUCUGUUAAAAGCAUCCGAGUUGUACCUUGAGGAUGUUUUUGGCACUGUGCAAAUGGAAGCACAACUGUUCAGAUCUGUAGAGGAAACCUGCAAAUGUGAUGUUGUUUUAACGUGAAAAUGCUUUAUAUAUGAUUUAUAAUCCAGUUGAGAUACAUAUUUAGCUCAUAAUAUGGGCCCCUGAAAAUGUAAUUGAGAAAAUGUCAACAGCUGUGGAACUAAUUCAUGCUUGAAUUGCAGAGAAGGUUGGAUAGAGACGUUAGUCUUCUAAACACAUUAUAAUUAGUAUUAUUUUUAUUACUUUUCUGUAAGAUUUCUUUCAUUUGCAAUUCAAUGUUUUAUGGUGUCUUUUUGCAUUUUAUUAAACAUUCAUAAAACUUUAGCACUCUUACCUUGAACUUUUAUUAAAAUCAUUGUGUUUGUUUCGAUAAUUGCACAUUUUCUGUUUGGCUGUGAACUUUGAGCGUCUGUCUGUUAAUGCAGCAUUUCUUUGUUUUACCACUAGAUCAAAUAAUUUAUUACACAGAAACUGGCCUUAACAUACAUGCUUGAUAAUGUUAGCAUUCUGUCAUUCAGAAUAAUUUAUUUCAUCAUUGUGCACAUGACAGAGUUGAUGCUCUGGGAUUUGAAAUGCAAAUUUAUAGUAAUCCUAAUACUUAAAUAAAAAAAAGACUUGAAACUC
Xyrauchen texanus (razorback sucker) is the source of this 5446-nucleotide messenger RNA. RefSeq names its product potassium voltage-gated channel subfamily KQT member 5-like. The coding region runs from base 299 to 3373 and encodes 1024 amino acids. Gene Ontology annotation, molecular function: voltage-gated potassium channel activity. Gene Ontology annotation, biological process: transmembrane transport; potassium ion transport. NCBI's taxonomy places the organism in Eukaryota, Metazoa, Chordata, Actinopteri, Cypriniformes, Catostomidae. The transcript has 16 exons. Gene Ontology annotation, cellular component: membrane. The record is from RefSeq and is a predicted model, not a curated record.